AUGGAGGCUGGAGAGGAUAAACAGUACAUUUCGUACAACAACAUCCAUCAGUUGUGCCAAAUGACCGCUGAAAGAAUCAAACUUUUUAAACCAGAUUUAAUCAUUGCCAUAGGAGGUGGUGGAUUCAUACCUUCCAGGAUCUUAAGAACUUUUUUAAAGGAACCGGGAGUCCCAACUAUAAGAAUUUUUGCUAUUAUCUUGUCGUUGUAUGAUGAUUUGACAUCAGCUGGUUCUGGUGUCGAGAAAGCGGGAGUUUCUAUAAAGAGGAUCCAAUGGAUUGAUUACGAACAAUGUAAAUUGAAUCUUGUUGGGAAGAGAGUUCUGAUCGUCGAUGAAGUCGACGAUACAAGGUCAACUUUACAUUAUGCAUUGUAUGAAUUGGAAAAAGAUGUAGCGGAUCAAGCUAAAGCACAAGGUAUCGAUUUGGAACAAAACCCUGAUUAUAAGACAAAAUUCGCUAUAUUUGUUUUGCAUGACAAACUGAAACCAAAGAAAGCUGAUUUACCUGAUGAAAUCAUUAAUGACAAAUAUCGUUAUUUUGCCGCAAGAACAGUCCCAGAUAAAUGGUACGCUUAUCCAUGGGAAUCUAAAGAUAUAGUAUACCAUACAAAGAUGGCCAUCAAACAGGGUAAUGAUAUCUUCUUACCGUGA
Kazachstania africana CBS 2517 is the source of this 651-nucleotide messenger RNA. RefSeq names its product hypoxanthine phosphoribosyltransferase (gene HPT1). Gene Ontology annotation, cellular component: cytoplasm. Gene Ontology annotation, biological process: XMP salvage; IMP salvage; GMP salvage. The transcript has a single exon. Gene Ontology annotation, molecular function: hypoxanthine phosphoribosyltransferase activity. Bases 1 to 651 code for a protein of 216 amino acids. The record is from RefSeq and is a predicted model, not a curated record. Lineage: Eukaryota; Fungi; Ascomycota; Saccharomycetes; Saccharomycetales; Saccharomycetaceae.